UCAAUGCCUCGUAUUCGGUAGUAGCUCGCCAGCACGCCUCGCGUUUAUUUACGCGGAAAGCUUUCGUCCUUGCUGCGCGCGAGGGUUGCUCGUGUGCGGCCAAUGCUUUGCUGCGCUUGUAAGGGAGAGAAAACAUAGGUUAGUUUUUUACAAGCCCCGCACAACAACGUUGCUUUUGUUUCGAAUGCUGCCGAUUUUUUGCAAACAAUCGGCAAACGACUGCACUAGACUGCGCUACGGUCGAUUUUUUCCAAGGCCCUUGCAAUUUUAAACUCCAGGAAAUAUGAAUAAAAAAACUUCUCUCACACGAGGAGGCGAAGGGGACACCGUCGAAAUAAAGACAAAUCAAACGUUUAUUAAACAAGAAAGUGCGAAUCCUCCCGCGACAAAUGUCACGUACAGUUAUGAUCCGGCGGCGCAACAGUAUUAUUCUCAAGCCACAUCAAAUCAAAUGUCUCAGCAACCUUUACCGGGUCAACCGCCACUGCCGCCGAUGCCUCCCCCGCAACCGGCCGCACCACCCCCGCCGGCCCCGGUUUUCGGGCCCGCUCAAGUUUCACAAUUCCAAGCAGCCGCGGCUGCUGCGGCCUGGUCGCAAGCUUGGCAGUGGAUGACGCCGCAACCUACUCCCAUACAAGCCACACCAAUCAACCCGGCUGCCUAUCAAAGAUGUGACUUGGCAAUGAGAAAUAAUUACAUUAAGAGGGAGAGAUUCAAUCACAACAGGAAUACACAGUUUUCUAAUAGAGGCAAUUUUUAUAGAAACAGAAAUAGGAGGUUUGAUCAAAAUCAGACUCAAUUUGAUCAAUCCAAUUAUUAUGGUUCACAAGUCAUUCCCAGCGCCAACUCAGAUUGGCAAAGAAAUAAUGAAAGUAUUGGACACAUGCAGUCCCAAAGCCAUGUACCUGCUACUGGAACCAAAAGAACUGAAGAUUUUCACGAAAAUGAAAAUAAAGAGGAGGUAGUGCCUAAGAAAACCAAAACACGCAAACCAAUGUCACAAAGUUACCCCAGUCGGCCAUGGAAUCGAGAAGAUGCUGAAAGAGCAAUAAAAAUAGAAAUGGAGUACGCCAGAGUUGUGAGAUCUCAGAGUUUAAUCAUUAAAUUUCCAGACCCAGAUUUAAAUAAAGACAUAGUAAGAGAUUUCCAUCCUGGCAUUCAGAAUAUACACUUUCAAAGUCCUAGCGGUCCUAGAUAUUGCUUUAUACAAAUGAAACAAGACUUUGAUUUAGAUAAAGCUAUAGAGGAGUUGGAAAAAAUUCCUUUUGGAACAGGGCAUUUGAAAGUAGAAAGAAAAUCUAUAAGAGAUGAAGAUAAUCCUUCGCCAGAAGAAAUUGAUCCUUACACUCUUUACAUCGGAAAUUUACCAGAAUCAGUCAAUGUAAAUGAAGUAAAAAGUAAAUUCCCUACAGCAGCUAGAGUUGAUGUAGGUUACGCACAAAAAAUGAGAAAUACAAGGUAUGCUUUUAUAAGGUACAAUAGUACCGAUGAAUCUAUAGCAGCUUAUAAAGAAGCACAUAGUUUAAUGUGGGAUACCAGAAGUAUUAUUGUUAGAUUUAGAAGACAAAGAGGUCACACAGGUUUACCAGGAGAAUCAAAAGUCAGUCCAAAAAAACUUAAAGAUGAAGCUUCCAAAAAUACAGAUAAUUCUAAUUCAAAAUUAAAAGCUUCAAAAGAAGAAAAAAAGAAAGAUAAUAAUCUUUCUGUAGUCAGGACUAAUAAUUUAGAUAAACAGACUGAAAAAACUAAUGUUGGCCAAAGUAAUGUUACCGAUUCAUUGACGGCUGUUUCAAGUUCCUUAGUAUCAGCAACUAAUAAAGUACAGCCCUCAAUACCACAUAGAUUAAAUACAGAAAAUGUGCCAUUAGAAAAUAGUCCCAGUGGAGAGGAUAAAUUACUGCUUACAGAAAUCAAAGAAGAACCAAUUGAUUACAAUGAGGUCGAAGAGGUUUACUACGACGAAGAUGACGAGGACGACGAAGACGAUGAAGGCGAAAUAUUUCGUCAAGACGAGGAAGAUGAUGACGAUAGUGAGUACGAAAAGGAUAUGACAAGUUUUAAACCAUUUUUAUCAAGGAACCGAAAGGUGUCGAAUGAAAUCGAUGCACCUUCCGAUCACUUGGAUAAAAUGUUCAACGAUCUAGAAAACAUGUCUGGUGAUUUGGAUUUUUAAUGGCUAAAACUUAAUUUAAUUGUUCUGAAUGACCGUGAUACCAAAUUUUUUUGUUCAUAUUUACAAUUAAGUUGUAAUACUCAAUUUAUAAACACUUAGUAAGUUAGAACAAUAUUUGUAAAUAAUUAUACAUUGUAUUAUAUGCUUGUCUCCACGUCGUCUAUGUUGAGACUUGUGAUAUUAAUUCUUUGCGAUAAUCAUCUCGAAAACGUAAAUUUUACGUCAAUGCUGCGAUAUUAUUUUGAAUUAUUUUAUAUUUUGUUUGUACAUUGCAGGCUUGUAAAUGCCGUUUUACAAUUUUUUCAAUAAAUACAACUUUUUACAA
This is a messenger RNA of Trichogramma pretiosum, 2498 nucleotides long. RefSeq lists its product as uncharacterized. The transcript has 6 exons. The record is from RefSeq and is a predicted model, not a curated record. The coding region runs from base 284 to 2173 and encodes 629 amino acids. NCBI's taxonomy places the organism in Eukaryota, Metazoa, Arthropoda, Insecta, Hymenoptera, Trichogrammatidae. Gene Ontology annotation, molecular function: RNA binding.